AAGUAUUAAGUAUUCAUUUCAUAAUUUCGCUUUCAAACGGUCAUAAUGUACUAAAAAAGCAAUUUAAAACCGUACAAAAUGCUCACUAUAUUAUCUUUAGAUCAAUGCAUCUUACUUAUUUAUAACUUAGUUACGUAUAAUAAUUCUUAUACAAACAAUAUUUGUUGAUCAAGUUGGGGGAAAUAAUUCGCAAAAAAUUUAUCAACACGCGGCAAAAGUGACGAUUAUUGAAGAGUGAAAUUUUUAAUUGAAGUAAAUUGAUCUGGUGUGUUUGGAUUCGCAGACAAUUGACUGGCAGACAAUUAUUUAUUGUAUUUAUUGAUUAAUUUAUUUAUUGUACAUUUCUGCACUGCCAAAUACUACGUUUCUUGCAAGAGGUUGUACGUCUUGGUGAUGAAAAUGGAAGAAUUAGUUAAAUUCAUCGGUACCUCGGAUAGUAUGCGGGUCAAAUGUCCUACUUGGGAGGAAACUCAGAGGGUGCUCACGAGGAAGAAAGUGAUCAAGGGCGAUAGCGAUUCUAAGCUGGCAAAAGUUUUGACGACGUUCGAUCUGACAGCUCUCGGAGUUGGCAGCACACUUGGUGUUGGAGUGUAUGUAUUAGCUGGGGACGUUGCAAAAAAUACUGCCGGUCCUGCUGUGAUAAUAUCGUUCUUUAUAGCCGCUGUGACUUCAGUAUUAGCAGGUCUUUGUUACGCUGAAUUUGGAGCAAGGGUACCAAAAGCGGGCUCAGCCUACGUAUAUAGUUAUGUAUGCAUCGGCGAAUUUUUCGCUUUUAUUAUAGGAUGGAAUCUCAUUUUGGAAUAUCUUAUAGGAUCCGCAGCUAGUACCAAAGCAAUAUUUUUAUACAUAGAUGAGCUGGCGAAUAAGACUAUGGUGAAUUUUUUCACAGAAAACAUACCACUAGGUGGAAAUCAAAUCUCACAUUACGCCGAUUUAUUUUCAUUGGGACUGGCUAUUGCAUUUUCAAUUGCUCUUGCCUGUGGAGCCAAAGAAUCUUCAAUGAUAAACAAUAUCUUCACUUUUGUGAAUUUGGUGGUUGUACUGGUGGUAAUAAUCUCAGGAUUGUGGAAAGUUGAUUCUACGAAUUGGCACAGAACAAAAGCAGAGGCAAUGGGAAAAGGCAAUGGUGGUUUUAGCCCUUACGGUCUAAAAGGCAUCGUAAAGGGUGCAGCACGAUGUUUCUAUGGAUUUAUCGGCUUCGACUGUAUUGCCACAGCAGGUGAAGAAACCAAGAAUCCUCAAAAGUCUAUACCGAUAGGAGUUGUGGGAUCUCUUAUGAUAGUAUUUUGCGCUUAUUUUGGCAUGUCUACCGUCAUGACCAUGAUUCUACCGUAUUAUGAACAGGAUGAGAACGCGCCAUUAGCUUAUAUUUACACUAGACUGAACUGGACUGUACUUAAAUACGUUGUUAGUAUAGGAGCAAUAUGUGCACUGUUUUCUAGUUUAUUGGGAGCCAUGUUUCCACUUCCAAGGAUCAUUUACGCCAUGGCUAAAGAUGGUCUCAUCUUCAAGCCUUUGGGAAAAGUACAUUCCCACUUUCACACGCCGCUGAUGGGGACUUUGAUUGCUGGUGGUCUAACAGGUACUUUGGCGUGCUUAUUCGACCUGAACAAAUUAACCGAAAUGAUGUCUAUAGGAACACUCUUAGCAUAUUCUAUGGUAGCUGCGUGUAUUCUGAUUCUCAGGCAUUCAAAAGAGGGCGACUCAAUCGAGAAAGAAGAAAUUACAUUGCAGACAUUUUUCGCACAAAUGUUUAACAGACACACCAAAGAACCCACAAAGCUCUCUUCUACUGUCGUUGCUUGGGAAAUUAUAGUUUUCUUUGCAUUUUCGUUCAUUCUCUCUGGUAUAAUGACCAUGUUUGAAGACUCUCUCUACGCUGGAAAAACGUGGAUUAUUGUUACGGCUGUGAUUUUGCUGACCGUUCUGGCUUUCUUGCUGUUGUUGGUGUCUUUCCAGCCUUCCACAGCUGUGGAGAAUGGAUUUUCGGUUCCUUUUAUUCCGUGGGUUCCUGGAAUAAGCAUUUUUACGAAUAUAUAUCUAAUGACGAAUAUCCAGAAGGAUACGUGGAUCAAGUAUGGAUAUUGGAUGGCUGUAGGUAUAAUUAUCUACUUUGCUUAUGGAUUGUGGCACAGUACGGAACGUGAUAGAAGCAAGGAUGACGAACAGUCAAAGGCCAUCAACCGUAGUGACAGUUGUUCAUCAUAGUCGAAUACCAAAUAUAAUAAGAAAUUCAGUAUUUUCUUGUAUUAGAACCAAUUUAUUUAUAUUUUUUACACUAAACAUGUAUUGUUUUCAUUAAAGUGAGUAAAAUCUG
Diabrotica virgifera virgifera (western corn rootworm) is the source of this 2317-nucleotide messenger RNA. RefSeq names its product cationic amino acid transporter 2-like. Gene Ontology annotation, cellular component: plasma membrane. The record is from RefSeq and is a predicted model, not a curated record. Gene Ontology annotation, biological process: amino acid transport; transmembrane transport. Gene Ontology annotation, molecular function: amino acid transmembrane transporter activity. The transcript is spliced from 14 exons. Bases 394 to 2208 code for a protein of 604 amino acids. NCBI's taxonomy places the organism in Eukaryota, Metazoa, Arthropoda, Insecta, Coleoptera, Chrysomelidae.